UUGUACAUACACAUCUUUCUUUUCCAUACCCCCCAACACUUCAAUGGAGAACUCCGUAAACAACUGCGUGAGACAAAAGGUAUUCUCUAAUCACCAAGUCAGAACGAUACACGAAGAAGAAGAUCAAAAAGAGGAGAGUAGUUGGCUAAUCUACUUUGAAGACAUUGAUCACGAAGACGAAAUGGUCGAAGAAAUGAGUCAUUACUACGAUAAUGAUUCAUCGAUGAUCUCAGACGCUGCAUCUCCUGUCCACAACACAAAGAUAUAUAACGUUGCUCGUCGAAAGGCUAAUAGUAUUAAUACAAACCCUAAAAAGAGACGUAUCAUCCAUCAACACAAAAAUGAAAAACAACAAGAAGAAGGAGAUGAAGACGAAGAAGAAGACACAGCCUCUUCUCCUUCGAAUAAAACUAAGGGUUUUCAUGUGUUGGAUGGUGGUGAAAAUAAUGUAAAUGUUACAUCAGAGGUAAUAUACAAGAAACAUUGUGUUGCAAGAGACACAAGAUCGAACAUAAAUGAAGUCAUAAAUGAAGAAUUCUUAUCUGCAGAACUGAAGAAGAGAGGACUUUGUCUAGUUCCUUUAUCAAUGUUUUCUAAUUUUAUUGCUUGA
Messenger RNA from Brassica oleracea var. oleracea, 610 nucleotides. RefSeq lists its product as uncharacterized. The transcript has 2 exons. The coding region runs from base 44 to 610 and encodes 188 amino acids. NCBI's taxonomy places the organism in Eukaryota, Viridiplantae, Streptophyta, Magnoliopsida, Brassicales, Brassicaceae. Gene Ontology annotation, biological process: xylem development; multidimensional cell growth. The record is from RefSeq and is a predicted model, not a curated record.